Pantherophis guttatus is the source of this 12326-nucleotide messenger RNA. It is a transcript of the gene CNTNAP2, whose product is annotated as contactin associated protein 2. The record is from RefSeq and is a predicted model, not a curated record. NCBI's taxonomy places the organism in Eukaryota, Metazoa, Chordata, Lepidosauria, Squamata, Colubridae.
CGCAGGGCUGCUGAUACUCCUCUAGCUUCCUUUCGUUUUAAAACUAGAGAAGUUCGAUAGGCGGCUCUUCCAGCUAGCGGGAAGUAUACGGAAGAGAAGGGGGGAGCCGGCGAAAAGGCAGAGAAACGGGAGGGGAGCAUUUUCUCCUCCCCAUCUGCCUCCUCCCCUUUUUUUGGUUGUUGGUUAUAUUACCAUUGCUGCUAGUCAUGGUGACGGCGACAGCAUUUCCUUCUGCUGGCGAAUGAAGAAUAAAAGGAGAGGCUGUUAAGCAGGGCCGGAGUGUUUCUAUAGCUUGCUGGCUGAUCUAAAUGAUAGUCUGCUCUAUGGUUGGCUGUGCAUAUGAGCUUCGCGUACCUGUACAGAGGAGCCAGGCUGAGGAAAGCUCUCAGAAGCAGCCCUCUGCUAUAUGGGAAGAAGGACUCAGCCGUAGCGGUUUUAGCUCGGGGCAGCAGGCAAAGCAUUUUCUUCUAAUAUCCCACUCCGUCUGUCCAAGCCCUUCUCCCUACGAAGUGACCUCACUGUCUCUCAUACUUCGUUUGGCGUAGUAUGAAGAAGAAGGCUUGCAUAUAUCAAGAGAAAAAGAACCCCAAAGUGUUCGGGACUUCGUGUAAACCAAUAAAAUAGGUAACUGUACCUGACUUUUACCCCACAAGUGACAAUUGAUAAGCAGAGGGAGAUCUGAGAAAGACCCAGCAAGAGCUUAUUUAUAACUGCCGCCUGAGACUAAGUGGGGGAAGAUAGAUCUGAAAGUACAGGAUGGUUGUGGUUCUCUAUACUAGCUGCAGAGCAGCUCUCUUCCUGUGGAUUUUCAGCAACAUCAGUGGCAGAACCCAGACAGCCCUUGCCUCCUUUCAAAAAUGUGAAGAACCUCUGGUCUCCAGCUUAGCACCCUCCUUCUUCAGCAGUUCAUCAUCUCUGUCAUCUACAUCAAAUAGCUAUUCGCCAGGGUUUGCCAAACUAAACAAAAGAGGAGGUGCUGGAGGCUGGUGCCCAUCAGAAAGUAACCAUUACCAGUGGCUGCAAGUUGAUUUUGGCAAUAGGAAACAGAUCAGCUCAAUUGCUACUCAAGGCAGAUAUAGUAGCUCUGACUGGGUAACUCAGUACCGAAUGCUUUACAGUGAUACAGGGAGAAAUUGGAAGCCAUAUCACCAAGAUGGAAAUGUUUGGGCAUUUCCUGGGAAUGUAAAUUCUGACACUGUGGUACGACAUGAUUUACAGCAUCCAGUUAUUGCCCGCUACAUUCGGAUACUUCCUCUGGAAUGGAGUGGAGAGGGUCAAAUUGGUCUGAGGAUUGAGAUCUAUGGCUGUCCUUAUUGGGCUGAUGUUAUCAAUUUUGAUGGCCAUGCUGUAUUACCGUACAGAUUUGGACACAAGAAGAAAACACUGAAAACACUGAAAGAUGUCAUCGCUUUGAAAUUUAAAACCAUUGAAAGUGAAGGCGUACUCUUCCAUGGAGAAGGCCAGCAAGGAGAUUAUAUCACCCUAGAAUUGAAAAAGGCCAAACUGGUUCUUAACUUAAAUUUAGGUAGCAACCAGUAUGGUUCAAUCUAUGGACACACAUCUGUAACCACAGGUAGCCUUUUGGAUGAUCACCAUUGGCAUUCUGUUUUAAUAGAGCGUCAUGGGAGAAACAUCAAUCUCACCCUUGAUAGGCAUUUGCAGCAAUUUCGGAUCAAUGGGGAAUUUGACUACUUGGAUCUGGACUACGAGAUAACAUUUGGAGGUAUGCCUUUUUCUGGGAAGCCCAGUUCAAACAGCAGAAAGAAUUUCAAAGGCUGCAUGGAAAGCAUAAUCUACAAUACCAACAAUAUCACAGAUAUGGCCAGAAGAAAGAAGUUGGAACCUUCUACUGGGGGGAAUUUAAGCUUUUCCUGUGUGGAGCCUCAUACAGUGCCAGUAUUUUUCAAUGCUACUAGUUUCCUGGAAGUGCCUGGCCAUCCAAAUCGUGAAUUAUUCUCAGUCAGCUUUCAAUUUCGAACAUGGAAUCCAAAUGGAGUUUUGUUGUUCAGCAAUUUUGCUGAAGGAUUGGGUAGCAUACAGAUUGAUUUGACUGAGGGAAAAGUCAACGUCCGUAUCAAUGUUACUGGAGUGAAGAAGAAUAAAAUCAACAUAUCUUCAGGUGCAGGAUUCUGUGAUGGACAAUGGCAUGAAGUUCGAUUCUUAGCCAAAGAAAAUUUUGCAGUUCUCACCAUUGAUGGUGAUGAAUCUUCUUCUGUUCGGAGUAACAGUCCUCUGAAAGUUUUGACAGGAGAAAAAUAUCUGUUUGGAGGUUUUCUUCAGCGGUCAUUCCAGGGCUGCAUGCAGUUUAUUCAUGUGGAUGAUCAGUUGGUGGAUUUACAUGCAAUAGAGCAAAGAAAGUUGGGAAGUUUUGCCAAUAUCAGCAUUGAUAUGUGUGCCAUUAUUGAUCGGUGUGUGCCAAAUCACUGUGAGCAUGGAGGGAAGUGUACCCAAACAUGGGAUAGCUUCAGUUGCACCUGUGAUGGAACUGGAUACAGUGGAGCCACAUGCCAUAACUCUCUUUAUGAACUCUCCUGUGAAGCAUAUAAGCAUUUGGGCAAAACAACAGGUUCUUAUUGGAUAGAUCCAGAUGGCAGUGGUGCACUGGGACCUUUGAAAGUUUACUGUGAUAUGACAGAGGACAAAGUAUGGACUACUGUGAAUCAUGACUUACAAGAGCGUUUUUCAGUGGUGAGCAACAGACCAGAGAAGCAUGCUGUGCUACAGCUCAAUUACAGUGCCACCAUGGAUCAAAUCUCAGCCAUCACUGGUAGUGCCGAGUAUUGUGAACAGUUCAUCUCCUAUGUCUGUAAGCUGUCAAGGCUGCUGAACACCCCAGAUGGCAAUCCAUAUACCUGGUGGAUCGGGCGUGCCAAUGAAAAGCAGUACUAUUGGGGUGGCUCUGGACCAGGCAUUCAGAAAUGUGCCUGUGGCAUUGAACGUAACUGUACUGAUUCAAAAUACAAUUGUAACUGUGAUGCUGAUUUGAAACAAGAGAGAAAAGAUGCUGGUCUUUUAUCUUACAAGGACCAUUUACCUAUCAGUCAAGUGGUGGUUGGAGAUAUUGGUCGGCCAGGCUCUGAUGCCAAGUUAACUGUGGGCGCUCUGCGUUGCCAUGGAGACCAGAAUUACUGGAAUGCUGCAUCAUUUGUUACUCGAUCUUCAUAUCUCCACUUCUCCACCUUUCAAGGAGAGACUAGUGCUGACAUUUCAUUCUACUUCAAAACAUCAGCCCCUGAUGGAGUCUUCCUUGAGAAUCGGGGGAAUUCAGAUUUCAUCAAACUUGAGUUAAAAUCUGCCACAGAUGUAUCUUUUUCAUUUAAUGUUGGAAAUGGCCCAGUAGAAAUUAUUGUCAAGUCACCCCAUCCGCUCAUUGACGAUCAGUGGCAUCGAGUGAUUGCAGAGCGCAAUGUCAAAGAAGCCAGCCUGCAAGUAGAUCAAUUCCCUAGAGAGAUCCGGAAGGCUCCCACGGAAGGUCACACUCGACUAGAACUCUAUAGUCAGCUCUAUGUUGGUGCUGCAGGUGAACAGAAAGGAUUUUUGGGUUGCAUUCGCUCUUUAAGAAUGAAUGGAUUGACUCUGGAUUUAGAAGAGAGAGCAAAAGUUACCCCAGGUGUGAAACCUGGUUGUUCUGGCCAUUGCACGAGCUAUGGAAUACAUUGCAAAAAUGGUGGCAAAUGUGUUGAAAAAUAUAAUGGAUAUUCAUGUGACUGCUCCAAAACAGCUUAUGAUGGUCCUUUCUGCAGUAAAGAUGUUGGAGCCUUUUUUGAAGAAGGAAUGUGGCUCCGGUAUAAUUUUUCAUCUGUAGGAAAUAAUGUGAAGGAUUCAGGAAGCAGAACUCUCUUGAGCUCCAAAGAAUCAGAGAACUUUGUAUCAGACCUCAAUCUCAAUAAAGAAGAAAUCAGUUUUAGCUUCAGCACUAGCAAAGCUCCUUGUAUCCUCCUGUACAUCAGUUCUUAUUCUCAAGACUACAUGGCAGUGUUAGUGAAUCCGGCUGGAAACUUACAGAUUCGAUACAAACUUGGAGGUGCUAAAGAACCAUACAACAUCAAUGUAGAUCACAGGAAUGUGUCAAAUGGACAGCCACACAGUGUGAAUAUCACACGGGUAGGAAAAGACAUAGUUCUCCAGCUGGACCUUUAUCCCCCAGUAAGCUACACUAUACCAGGAUCAUCAAGCCUUCAGUUCAGCUCACUGAAGUCACUCUUUCUAGGAAAAGUAAUAGAACUCGGAAAGAUUGAUCAAGACAUCCAUAAAUAUAACACACCAGGAUUUUCGGGUUGCUUGUCACGUGUGCAGUUCAACCAGAUUACUCCACUCAAGGCAGCCUUGAGACAGACCAAUAUCUCCUCUCACAUUUACACAGAAGGAGAACUUGUGGAAUCCAAUUGCGGAGCAAAUCCACAAACCAUCCAACCAAUGUCUUCUGCAACAGACCCUUGGCAUCCAGAUUCAGGUGCUGAUCUUCCUUACAAUGGUCAAGUAAUAGGAAGUGGUGUUAACAGAAAUUCAGCAAUUAUUGGAGGUAUUAUUGCUGUUGUGAUCUUCACCAUUCUCUGCACCCUGGUGUUCCUCAUUCGAUACAUGUUCCGCCACAAGGGAACCUACCAUACCAAUGAAGCCAAGGGGGCAGAAUCUGCUGAGAGUGCAGAUGCCGCUAUUAUGAACAAUGAUCCCAAUUUUACAGAAACCAUUGAUGAGAGCAAAAAAGAGUGGCUUAUCUAAAAUGAAAUGGGAGGAGGAAACAGCAGGGGUUGGGGUGGGGUUGCAGAAUAUUUUUUUUCAACAAGCUCUCUAAUGGAUUCUUGAGCACUUCUAAUUUUAAAAAGAAGAAGAUCAGCACAACUCAAGGUGCAAGUGACAGACAAACAUUGAGACUGCAAGCCCAAACAAAUAGAAAAGAAUAUUGGUUUAUCAUGAAUUGCCCUUUUUAUACACAUCUAAUCCACGAAAAUAAUCCAAACAGUUCAGUAAUUUAAGCAGUUCAUCAUUGCCAGUAAAUACUGUUGUCUAUCUGUGCUUAGAGGUGUUUAAAAAUACUUAUCACUACAGGGAUCAUUUUUCUUUUUUUUAAAACCCUUUUAGAAUAUUUCUCUCCAGACAAUAAGAUAUCUGUUUCUGAAGCCUAUGAGCAUUCUUGUCUAGCCUUUUAGCAUCAUGUUCUAAAAAGGAUGUGAUAAUAGUUGAAACAUACAUUGUCAUUUGAUUUGAUUUGAAGAUUAAAGGUAUCAGACUGCAGGGUACUUUCAAAUGGCUUUAUAGUCACUUACCCUCUCUGGAAAAUUCUCAGAAUUCUCUGUAAUUGUUUGAAAAAGCCAGGAAUCCCAAGUGUAUCUUCUUUUAUUGGUGUAAACAUGUCAGUCACUUUUCUUAUCUGAAAUCACGUACAAAAUGUCCAUAAUCAGCAUUGCUCCAAUUUCUGAGAAUGAGAAUAUUGGGGUUUCACAGAAAGCUUUUGUCCCACAGAAUAUUCAACAUUGCUGAAUUACAAAUUUCACAGGAAAUAGCACAUUUCAGCGGCAGUCAAUUUGUGGGGAGCGUUCACCGAAUUAUUCUCUUUAUGAGAAACCAUAACUAUGAAACUAUCUUAAAAAUCUACUUAUAAUAAAUGGCCCCUGAAAAAGCAAGAACUCGGGCUUUAAGACAUGCCUGGAUAAAAUCAGAUUUCUAUGUUUUUAAUAGGCCAUUAAUCUGUUAGCACUUUGAAAUCUCCAUCUGAUUUGGGUAUAUAAUAAUAUUGUGAAGUUGUUAUCAAUAAUACAGACAUGCUGUUGUUUUCAUUCUUGUAGUCAAAAAGGCACACUUUAAUGCACAAAAAACCUUAUUAAUUUUCUUGGUGAAACUCUGUUACAACUCUUCUGACCUGACACCACCAUAUGACAUUUCUUCCACUUGUGACAUAACUGUUUCAUAUAUUUACAUAGAUACAUACUAGGAAAUUAGAACCAAACUUAUAUGUUCAUUGAAAAUGGUUCUCAUAAAUUCACAUUAUAGGCAUAUUGCUAUUUAGCAAACAAAUUUAAUACACAAAUAUGAUUUUUCUUCUUCUUUAAAUCUUCAUAAAUCCUGGUUUGAAAUAGAUUUUUGAAAGAGUUUCCCUUUAGUGGAAAAGCAAAAAUGAAAAGACUGAAUAAUCCUAUCACCCAGAGCUCAGAAUUAUACAUUCCAAAGCAUUUUCUUAUAAGCAGGUUUGCUGAAUCUGUUAUUCAGGGUUAAGAGUCACAUUGCUGAAUUAAAAUGCACAUAUCUAUGAAAGAGAAGGCUCUGGAAUCAAUUCACACAAGUCACAUGCAUCUAUGUUUUAGCAGAUAUAGUUAUGUGAAAAAGUUGACCCAGAUCUAAUAUUGUGGCAUGAGCUUUCUUAUGAAUUGAAUGUACACUGGGCCAUUUUGGAUUAUCAAAUUAUGACAAGGGAGAUUAUUUCCAUACACCAAAUGUUAAUCCAUUUCUAAUUGGUUUAAUCAGCAAAAUGUAACUGUUGAUACAGAAUUGUAAUUUUCCAAAAGCAAGUUCACUGAACUACAAUUUUCUGGUUUCUUGGAGGAGUUUCAUAGGGGUUAAAUGGGUAUGAAUCUGAUUCAAUGUGGUGGGGUGUUUUUUUUUUAUGUCCAUUGUUGAUCAAGAAGGUUCUUCGCUGAGACUUUUUGAAGUCUUUAUCAUAUGUGAGGGGUUAUUGCUUUGUUAUAUUAACUUUUUAUCAAGUAUUCCUCUUCAACAAAAGAAGAUUAAUGAAGUAAUUGCAGUGUGUUAUAAUAACGAUCAAAUUGUAAUGUCACCGCAUCAAUACAAAAUACUUUCAAAUAUACAGUCACAGUAAUAAAACUUCAUACAAGACAUACAGCAUAAAAAGAAGAGGUUUAGGGCCAAUGGUGAUGAUGAUAAUAGCAAUGAUGAUAUUUUUAUUUUUUAUUUAUAUCUUGCCUUUUAUUAUUUUUACAAAUAAUUCAAGGCAAUGAACAUAUCCAGUGCAUCUUCCUCCUUCCAUUUUGCCAAUCACAACAAUAACCCCUGAGGUGACUUGGGCUGAAAGAGAAUGACUGGCCCAAGUUCACUCAGCUGGUUUUCAUAGUUAGGGCAGGACUUGAACUCACAGUCUCUUGCUUUCUAGCUUGGUGCCUUAACCCCUAAACCAAACUGGCUCCUAAUUAUACAGUCAUAAUUGCAUAGUGAAUACACCAGAUGGAGAUCAGUUUGCCUAGAACCCUUUAUGGAGGAAUAGCAACAUCUGGAAGGCAAUUUUCAGCAGCUGUAACAAAAUUACCAAAAGUCAGCUUAUGGUAAUUGGUGUUCAACAGCAAACAUUCACAUGCCUGAACUAGAGUAAACAUGCUAAAUUCCACAUUGCUGCUAUUUCUAAAUUCUUAGUCAAUUUUAGUAUGUUAUAGUGAAGUGAAAGGAGAAUUAUUGUUCUGGUGAUGUGUCCAACUUUUCCUAUCUGUGGUUUAGUCUAAUAAGUUUGUAGUCCUUGACUUACAAUCACAACUGGACCCAACAUUUUUGUUUCUAAGUGAAACAUUUGUUAAGUGAAUGUUGUCCCAUUUUACGACCUUUUAAGCCACAGUUGUUAAGUGAAUCACUGAUGUUAAAUUAAUAUCCCGGUUGUUAAGUGAAACUGGCUUCUUCAUUGACUUUGCUUGUCAGAGAAUCGCAAAAUGUGAUCACAUGAUCCUGGGACACAGCAAAUGUCAUAAAUAUGAACCAGAUGCCAAACAUCUGAAUUUUUAUCACAUGACCAUAAGGAUUCUGCAAAGGUUGUAACUGUGAAAACUGGCCAUAAUUCACUUUUUUCACUGCCUUUGUAACUUUGAACUUCAAAUGAAAUGUUGUAAGUCAAGGACUACCUGUACAUGUUUAGUUCCCGGAGAAGCAAGUAUCCAAAUUAUGUAGUUAGAUCCAACACAUCUCUACCACCAAAAUUUACAAAUAGCAUUAGCAUAUUCAGUUUUUCAUUAUUCACCAUAGAUGGUAUUUCCAUAGAGCUUCUAACUCUGAGGUAAAAGUUGUCCACAAAUAAGUAUUAUAAAUUGACUGUUGCAUUUCUAAGUUAUCAAAAAGCAUUUUGAUGAACAUCAAGAACUAAUAGAAUGUUACACGUGGCAUUGAAAAAUCUAAAAUGUAAUGUUAUAUCUUGAAGUUCACUGAGUAACUUUGGGUUUAGGACAAAAAAUUAUAGCUGGUACCAUAUUACAAUGUAACACUGGGUCGAAGAGAUUCUAAUGAUGUCUCUGAGGGAUGGCAUCAUUUCUGAUAUACUUGAGUUGCUAUGUUUUGCCAUUGCAUAUGGCUGAUGCUGGUAGCUACAGAGAAUUACCAUCCACUGAUAUUCUUGCUUACUCACUGACACAUUACCUCCUUUUACAAUAUGAUGUUGUACAACCCACUUAUAUGAUCAGUUAAGACACACAUGUGUCUUCUGCACAAAGUUGCUUAUUUGUCUUUAGAAAUUCCAACUGCUUCUUGCAUAGUUAUAACACAUUUAGGUGACUAAUUUUGUUUUGUUUUGUUCAAGUAGGCACAGAGAAUAGUAGAUUGAAACAAAUUGCUCCAUUUCUAUAAAGCUGUGAAUAGGAACUGACCCAGCUCUCUGAUGGCUUUUCUAUUCCUCAUUUUAAUUCUGAAUAUCAAAAAGUACAGCUAUAAUUUUAUAAUUAUAAUUAGACAUGUAUGUGCCUGCUUCACAUACUUGAAAGAGCACAUCUAUCUAUGUCCCCAACAUUACCAAACUGGACUAAUUCACAAUAAUCCAUUUUUAUGUACAUUUUUUAAAAUUUACACUAACAUUACAGAGUGAGAGAAAAAAUUAUAUUUGUGAUAGCAAAAUAUGUUUGAUAACAUCCAUGUAUCACCUAUGAAAACCUGGUAAAAGCCAGGAAUGAUCACAGUGAUAUUCCCCUUUGAGAUACAAGAUGAGAUAUGAUUCUCAUCUCUUAAGUAAUUUGGAGUAGAGUCGGGGCAACUGGAUGGACCUGAGCGCUUACUGGCUGGAUGCCCUUCCUGAUGCUACGUGGAGUUUGCAGCAGAUAUUUUUUCCUUUGCGCCUGGGGAGAGAGAAAUAUCUGCCACUAUCUAGAAUUGAACCUCAACCCUUCCAAAUGGGAGGCAAUUAGCAUCACCGCUAGGCCACUACGCCCCUGUGACCAUAGUGAUACCUAUUAACACAUAUCUACUGAAGACACAUGGCUGGACUACUGACUUCAGUGGAACAGGAACAAAAAAAGAUUGAGUCAAAAAAUAAAUUAAGAUACAUGUCCAUAGCACUGUGGGAGUUAUUGCAAUUAGAGCAAUAAAUGAUUUCUGCAAAUUAUGUCUUUAAAAAAGUAUGGACUGUCCCAGCCUCAUCCUAGUAGUUAGUCAUAGUAGUUUUCUUCCUCUACUUUUUACUUUUUAUUUACUUUUUAUUAUAAACUGUUUUAUGGCACUGGCUCACUAUAAAUAUUGCUGGGAAACUAGUUCUGCAUUAGAGAUUAGGAGGAUACAAUUAGAAAAAAUGAAAUCACCUAGAAUUAAAUCUGUCAAGUUGAUAAAUAGGAAAUGAAUGUAAUGAGGGCAACUGAAGCAAAUAUAACAGAGCAAUGCACAUUAUAAUUCUGUUUAAAGUAUAGUAAUUACUCCUAAACUUCCAUCUACGCUUGUAAUUUCGCAUGUGUACAUUUUGUGAAUAUUUUAGAUUUUGGGCAAGGGGGAGGGGAAGGAUUCCUAAAUGACUGUUCUUUUGUAACAUCACAAACCUCUGAGUUUCUUAAGGGAAGGAAUGCCUUUUAAAUCAGUUGUAACACUUCUACCUCCUCUUUGAAGAAAAAGAAAAGAGGGGGAAAAAUAGGCAAUUAGGCCUAAAAGGGGGGGGGAAAGGUACUAAGAGUGAUAAUCACAUAGACAAUGAUUUGUUUCUCUGUAAAACUUGGUAAGAUCAGGAAUCAGAGAUAUAUUUAUAAUGAUGAUUUUAUGUAAUCAAUCACUUCUUUAAAAUGACUAUGGAAAUGGGGGAGAAAUGCACUCUACUAUAUUAACAUCAUGUCCUAACUUGGCAAAGUCACGAUGUUCUGGCAAAUGGGCUUUUAUGGCCAUUGAUCUUUUCAUAUCAGGUGGUAUGCAUGUAUCAUGAGUGCCUGAUGCUAAAUCUCAGAACCCACUUUGCGUUCAUCUUCUGAGAAGAUGAGUACAGUCAGACACUAUCUGUUCACUUGAAAGUUCAAGAUUAACAUGCUAAUAUGUCAUUUAUUGUCAAAAAAAAGUGAAAGACAGAAUGAGAGGACUUUGGACAGCUGAAUGAAGAAGAACACUAGGUGACAAUGGGUAGGUCACUACAAAAAUCACCCAGACCUGCUGGAGCACCAAAUAAGAUAAUCCCUAGACACAUAUUCCAAACUCUCACAAAUUGCAGAUGGAAUGUGAGCAUAAAUCGGGAUUCAUUUUAUUUUUUGUAAAUAGCAUAUCUAAUAUUCCUUCCUGCUCCUCUUUUCUCCUCAACAGCAACCCUUAGAGGUGGGUUGGGCUGAGAGAGAGUGACUGGUGCAAGAUCACCCAGCCAUCUUUCAUGCCUAAGGCAGGAGUAGAACUCACAGUCUCCCUGUUUCUAGACUGCAGCUUUAAUCAUUAGAUUAAACUGGUGUUUCAUUUAUUGAGAAAUGAGAAAAAAGUUUUAGAUGUUGAGUUUCUUCAAGUGUAAAACUUAGUGAAAAAUGGUCAACUCCUGCUGAAUGUUUUAUGCAAAAAAAACAACAAAAAAAACAACAACCCAACUUUCCAGGAAAGGUAAUAAUGCAUGCCAAACCACUUCACUUCAUUCAAAAGUACACUGCAACUUUACUAGUUUUUUGGUAAUGAAAAUAAUCAGGGCAAAGUGUUGGUAAAGAAGGAAGACUGCAAAUAUGCUGGCUUCCGUUUUAUUGCUAAAUGUAUAGAUAUUUUUAUGGAAAUGUUUAUAAGUGUCCUUUGCAUUGUCCUGUUCUAGCUUCUUAUUUUGCACAGUGACUAAUCAUAGUUAUUUAGAAGUACAGAAUAACUGCAAUUGUAGACCAGAACAUCAAUUCUAGGCUACAAGGGAAAUAUUUCUUAUGAGAAGGCAGGCUUGCUCACGCACCAGCAAUUUGCAUGUUCUGAAUUUUUCUUUAAUCUCAGCCUUUCCUUUUUUAAGUUAGUGCUUGCCCCUCAAACUCAGACUACCUUUCUGAGGAAUCCAGAAAUAAGAUAAGCCCUAUGUCUAGUGCAGAGGUAAUGUCCAGUGGUGGGUUGCUACCAUUUCGCCCUGGAUGGGGUGAACCAGUAGCGGCGGGAGGCUCCACCCACCCGCCCGGAUGCUUCUGCGCAGAAGCAUCGCAUGAGCACAUGCCCACAAGUAAACCGGUAGCAACAGGUUUUGAAACCCGCCCCUGGUAAUGCACAUUCCAGGAUUCAGGUAUAGUAGAUUCAUUAUAAAAGCCUUCUCAGGCAUUCAUUCUAUACAUAUGCAUAAUAAAAGUGGUUCCUUUCAAUAAUGAACUAGGAUUUUGUGAGGCUAAGGUGCUUUUAAUCCUUGCUUAGUAACACUAAAUAUUUGUGUGGGAUGGGUUAAAAUGUACUCUAUACUUGAAAUAAGUAUUUUUCUCAAUGAGUUUUCAUGCAGCAAAAGCUUUCCAUUUCAGUAGCCUUUUUUUCCUGCCAUCUUUUAGCCUUUUGCUUUUCUCUUUUGUCCAGUAUUUACAGAACAAUGGUGGGAUUUUUAGAAUUCUUGUCAUCUGCUAGUUAUAACAUGGACUAUAUAUUAAUAAAACAAUAAUAUGUUGAAGUAGAUCUGGAUCAGUUGUGCCUGGAGUCUCUUAAUUCUGAUGAAUAUAGAAUGAUAGGCACAUUUAACACAUUAGCUUACUUUUCCAAAAAUGUUUGAGAUUCAAUUGUUUUUUCAAUGAUACUGCCAUGAAGAACUGAUACAGAAUUUUUAAAAAUUAACUCAAGAUCUGACAGAUUUUUCUUUAAAAAUCCCACAUUUUCAGCAUUCUUCAAUAAAAGAUCUAAUUGGUUUAUUUCUUUUCUUUAAGGGAAUAAAUUCACAUUUAUGCCCUCUUUAUCUAUCAGAAAGUUUCUCUACCAGAAAUGGAAACAGAAUGUGGCCUCUUCAUACAACUAGAUUUAAGAAUAUUAGAUAUCUUGGAUUCCUCCAGUUCUAGGCAUGUCUUCCUAUCAAAUGUUUGUUCUGUUAUUCUAUAAUAAUCAUGCCUACUUCAGUACAGAAGAAUGAUAAAAACUAUCUCUUUUAGGGGAAUGGUUUGUAAAUUUACAAAGAGUGUAACUCUGUAAGGCCUUAUCUUGGUAUAUGUAAAAAGUACAUUAAAGGAGCCUUGUCAGAUUGAGUA